AUGGCUGGUAAGGAAAUGGAGGAUCUUGAUCGCAUAAGGAAACUUCGAAGUCAGGCCAGGUCGUCCAUAACCCGAACGGUGAACGAUCUGAAGACGCUUUUGACUACGACCCCUCUUCCCAGAGAGCAACUGAAGCAAACCUUGACGGUUUUGGAAACGAAGUGGGCUACCUUGAAAGAAAAGGACCGGGAGGUUCAGGGUGUCAUACCGGAGGAAUUGAUAGAGAGCGAGUGUAAUUCCUGCGAUCAAUACCUCGAGUCAGUCACUGCGAUCAAGUUCCAAGUGUGUUCCGCACUAGACUCCACGACCGCAUCCCGAUCUUUGGCUCCCGCAAGUGACGGCGUUAAUGCUACGGGACCUCGACGAUCCUCCUCUGGAGAUCGGAGUCGCUCUACCGGAGUCACUCUACCGAAGCUGCGGAUCGACACCUUUAGCGGCGACCUAUCUAAAUGGCAGGGGUUCUGGGACCAGUUCCGUGCGAGUAUUCAUGAAAACGAACGUCUCACUGAUGUCAACAAGCUGAAGUACCUGGUUUCUCUCGUUUCUGGGCCAGCAGCCCGUGCCAUUGAAGGUCUCUCAAUUAGCGAUGAGAACUACACGACUGCCGUGGACAUACUUCAGAAGCGAUUUGGGAAGGACGACCUUCUUGUGACCGAAAACAUGGGGCGCCUUUUCGAGCUCAGGACUGUUCGGUCCAGCACCGACGUAAAGGGGUUGCGUGAGCUCCACGAGACUGUUACAGUGCGCAUCAGGAACCUGGAGAGCCUAAAUGUUACGACAGCACAAUACGCAAUUCCGCUUCGGCAGGUCAUCUUGAAGAAGAUUCCUAGAGACCUCGAAAUGGACUUCUACCGAACCAAGGACAAAGGCAAGGACACCAACGGCGACUCUUUAUCAUCCCUACUAGAUUUCCUGGAGAAUGAGAUUGAAUGUCGGGAACGAGCCCGAAGGGAGGCAGAUGACGUUCCCAAGCGUAGGGAGCCGACCCCAGCCUCUGCAUCUUCGCUGACAGCAACCGCGUCGUCUGUCUCAGAUCCAGCAUCUGCAAUGGCUGCCCCAAGCACUCCUACGUGUGUGCUUUGCAAGUCCGGACAGCAUCGAUUGGAGGGAUGCACUGCUGGUUUGAGCCCUGAGGAAGUACGACUGAUCCUGCGCCUGGAGGGCAGGUGUUUCCUUUGCGGACGACGGUCGCACAUAUCGAAGGAUUGCAGGGUAAGGCGGGUCUUGCAGUGUGAUCGCUGCCAUAGACGUCAUCUUACUCAGCUGUGCCCCGGAGUCAACUCGUCCAGCACUGAGCAGUCCCCGCAGUCGUCUCAGUCUACAGCACAAGAGCCGUCGACGGUGCAUGCGUCUACGGGAACUGUUGUGACAUCUCUUUCGUCAUCCUCUGCCGUUUUGCCAGGCGCGGCGGUCCUUCUGCAAACAGCCAAGGUGUGGAUUGAAGGAACUGAUGGCCGGAGAAGUCUCGCACGCAUACUUCUGGAUGGCGGCAGCCAACGCAGUUUUAUUCGACAGGAUGUGUCGACGAAGCUCGGAUGUACACUGCUUCGAUCCGAAGAUUUGCAUGUUGGGGCCCUUGGAAACACUGCGUCAAGCUGCACGAAGUAUCGAUGCGUGCGGGUUCUCUUGCGCAGCCAAUUUUCGGCGUCAUGUAUGGCAAUCGAGGCGGUUGAAUACCCCGACAUCUGCUCCGAUGGAUUGCCUGUUCUCGAUUCGCAUUCAGCGCAACACGUCAAGAAUAUGGGUCUACAGCUUGCUGACGAGCCCUCAUCUCCCACCGAUAUUUCAUUAUUGAUUGGAGCGGACUUUUAUUGGGGAGUUGUGACUGGAGCAACCGCCCGUUUAUCAGAUUACCUGGUGGCUGUUGAAACUCUGUUUGGGUGGACGAUUCAAGGCUCAGGCAGAAAUGCCAGCGGUGGUCACUGUCGCAUCCCGUCGGUUCAUGUUCUCCAUGUUGAGGUGCACCAGGAAGAUACCAACGUCAUCGACCAGCAACUCUCCGCCUUUUGGGAGUUAGAGCAUUUGGGCAUAACUGAUCGCCACCAGUCCGACUCCGACGGUGACACUGUCCUGCGCAAGUUCCGGUCCACAGCGCAGUUGUUAAACGGUCGUUACACCGUGCCCUUGCCUUGGAAGUCGGAGGCGCCUGAAGCAUUGGGUGACAACAAGAAGCUGGCUGUCCAGAGGCUGGAUAGUACCAUCAAAAGAUUACGGAGAGACCAAACGUUGCUGGAAGAAUAUGAUUCCACCAUACGUCAGUAUUUGCGUCUUCAACACGCUGAACGGGUCCUACAACCGGAGUUGGUGGCCGGGCCUCUGUAUUAUAUGCCGCACCACGCAGUCAUCCGAAGGGACCGCGAGACAACAAAGGUUCGAAUUGUGUUUGAUGCCUCGUCGAAGGCUCACGGUUCUCUCUCUCUCAACGAAGCUCUUCACGCCGGCCCUAACCUUAACCCUGACGUUCUGCAAUUGCUGUUGCGGUUUCGAUCUUAUCAUGUGGCUCUCACAGCGGAUAUAGAGAAGGCGUUUUUACAGAUCGUGCUGGACAGUGCUAACCGAGAUUGUUUGCGUUUUCUGUGGUAUGCCACGACGCCACGAGCAGGCGAACCGUUGCCCCCAGUAGAAAUCUGGCGCAUGACACGAGUGCCUUUUGGAGCCAAGUCCAGUCCCUUUCUUCUCGCUGCCACUAUACGUCACCACCUGAGAGCAGCAGAAGAGACAUACCCACGCACGGCGUCCUUACUUUCCAGCCAUUUCUAUGUGGACGACCUCGUUGUUGGUAUGCCAUCGCCGGAAGAGGCACUUACUGUUUACCACGAGUCGCGGCAAAUCUUCCGCGACGCGGGCAUGAAACUGGUUAAGUGGACGAGCAAUGAUGCUCAUCUCCGGGCUACCUUUGACGCCGAUGGGACAGGAAGUUCGACCACGUCGCCACUAAGGAAGGUCCUAGGAAUCGUUUGGGAUAUCGAGACAGAUGAAAUUCGGUAUCCGUUGAAGUCAAUGUCGGAGUUCCUGGAGCAACGGUCGAAUACCAAACGGUAUGUACUGCAAGCAGUGGCUCGCAUUUAUGAUCCCUUGGGCGAUGUGGCGCCUUUCGUGUUGACAGCCAAGAUUUUGCUACAACGGAUUUGGCUCUCCAAGAUGAGUUGGGACGAAGAACUACCAGAUCUGACCUGA
This is a messenger RNA of Ornithodoros turicata, 3177 nucleotides long. RefSeq lists its product as uncharacterized. The transcript has a single exon. The coding region runs from base 1 to 3177 and encodes 1058 amino acids. The record is from RefSeq and is a predicted model, not a curated record. NCBI's taxonomy places the organism in Eukaryota, Metazoa, Arthropoda, Arachnida, Ixodida, Argasidae. Gene Ontology annotation, molecular function: nucleic acid binding; zinc ion binding.